Messenger RNA from Siniperca chuatsi (mandarin fish), 3076 nucleotides. It is a transcript of the gene olfml3b, whose product is annotated as olfactomedin-like 3b. Lineage: Eukaryota; Metazoa; Chordata; Actinopteri; Centrarchiformes; Sinipercidae. Bases 110 to 1279 code for a protein of 389 amino acids. The transcript is spliced from 3 exons. The record is from RefSeq and is a predicted model, not a curated record. Gene Ontology annotation, biological process: signal transduction.
UUAGUAAAACAUUCCAGCCCACCUCUGGGAAUCUGCUGGCUCCUCCACACUCUCUCACUGAACUGCAGUCAAAAUUUUACAGGAACUAAAGAGACUGAGCUGACACAAAAUGAGAGGACUUGUUGUCUUGGUUACUUUGGCCUGCUUUGCCACCGCUCAGCACCAAGCACUGAUUGACUACUUGGAGCGGAGGCUGCUUGCUAUUGAGGACCGGAUCUCUCUCUGGCAUGAACAGACCACCCGCUACGCCUCAGAGCUGCGGGAGCUGAAGCAACAGAUGGUUUCCCAGCUGGAGAACAUGGAUAAGGAGAAAGAAGCACUGAGAAUGAAUCUGGACAGCGUGGGGACCCGGGUGGACCGGGUUGAGCGUGAGCUGGACUACCUGGAGACUCAGAACGGAGCUCAGCCGUGUGUUGAUGUGGACGACAAGCUGAUAGAGCAGCAGGUGACGCUGGUGAAGGAGAAGCAGAAGGCCAAGUAUUCAAAACUAUCAGACUGCAGUGACAUGAUCUCAAGCAUAAAAGCCAUGAAGAUCUUGAAGCGAGUUGGAGGGCCAAAGGGCAUGUGGACCAAAGACACCAGCAGGGGCUCUGGUAAGGUCUACAUUUUUAAUGGGACAGAUGAAGACACCAUCCAUGAGUUUCCCUCUGUGCAAGACUUCACCCGCUCGCUGGGCAUGUCUCUGUCCAAGAACCUGAAGCUGCCAUCUGCUUGGAGGGGAACAGGACACGUUGUCUACAACAAUCACGCAUACUAUAUAAAUAAGGUUGAAGAGAUGAUGGUAGUUAAAUAUGACAUGAAGAACAACUCUGUGACAGACAGCGCAGUGUUCCCAGUGCAGGACCAUGUUGCAGUGUACGGCCUGACCCCGGAGACAGUGAUGGACCUGGCUGUGGACGAGGAAGGCCUGUGGGCCAUUUAUGCCACACUGCAGAAUGAGAGGCACAUCUCUCUGGCUAAAAUGGACGCCAAGUCACUAGACAUUGAGCAAAUGUGGGACACAAACUGUCCGAGAGAGAACGCAGAGGCGGCAUUCAUCAUCUGUGGCACUUUGUAUGUGGUGUACAACACCCAGCAGCCUGGUCGCUCUCGUGUCCAGUGUGUCUUUGAUGUCAAUGACAUGGUGACCAACGAAGACGCACCACUGAUAUACUUUCCAAAGCGUUACGGAGCCCACUCCAGUCUGAAGUACAACCCACAGGAGCGGCUGCUCUACGCCUGGGAUGAUGGCUACCAGAUCCUGUACAAGCUUGUCAUGAAAAAGAAACUAGAAAUUUGAGCUAAAUAAUGCACUGCACCAUCCUCCCAAAACUUCCACAAACACACAUAAACCCCAAGCUUACUUUAACUGUGUAAUCCAGUGACCAUCAUUAUUUCAUUGUUGUAACAGUUUAAGUCCAGACUGAUUUGAAAAGUCUCAACAGUUACAUACACACUAAACAAAGAACUUUCCAGAGAACUUGAUUUUCAUACCAUACGGAAAUGAAGGGACAACAACGGAGGGUAGGAAAAAUACAUUCAAAAAUUGCAAACACUCCAACAUGGUAUGCAAAAUAGACAUCAGUGAUGUUAAGUAUUGAUUAUUUGUAGUAAAUCGGCUAAACAUGCAAUAUCACUGGUAUGGGCUUUAAGUCUGAAUCUCCAAAGCAUAAAAAGGUGCAAAAGUGCUGGAUUGUAGAAGUGAAUCUGUUUACUUUCACACACUUUCAGAUGUGAACGUUAGACAUAUUUCUCAAUUUUGAAAAGUAUUAUGUGAUUUCUUUUUCUGAGGCACAGUUUCUCAUUGCUGCCAAACACAUUUCUAAUCAGACUGCACUGCACUUCCAUUUUCACAUUCAUUUCUGUCUCUACUGGCGCAUCAACUUACUGUACUCACCUGUGAUCUCUUGUGCUACUGUCUGUUUAAGUUUCUAAAGGUGUUCCAAGGUAAGGUUAUUUUAGCACUUGUUUCUAUUUGUUCAUUCUACAAAUAUCAUACUUUCAAAUCAGUUAGAUUUUGCUGUCUGAAUACAUUUUGAUAACAUAAAUCUUGGUAGCAUUGCUGAAUGCAUAAAAGAGUUCAUGAAAGCACUCUUGUUUGCUGUUUAGUUUAAUUCAACCUUAGUCCCCCCCCUCCCGGUCAUGUGUGCCCUCCUGCAAUCAUUCACCCCCAGGGGAAGCCCCUGAAUUUGAGAAACAUUGAUUUAUGGGGAGUAAAAGACAAAGGUUACAGCAUCUAUAAUAAUUCAGUCUAAACAGAGGCUUUAGUGUUGCUGAACUAGUAAGUAUAUAACAUUUAUUAUAUUCUAUAAAACUCAAUGCUUAGUUCAAAAGAUUGCAUUACAAAUACACAUUUUCUUUAGUUAUGCCUCAAAUUUCAAACCAACAAAUGUCAUGAUCAAAAUAUCUAUGGUGUUGUCAUUUAUAAUGCAACCACAACAAUGUUGGUACCAUAGCAGGCGACCUCAGAGCUGCAAUAAAUAUAACUGGGAUAUUAGAAACAGCUAGCUGGCUAGCACUGUUAUGUUUCUCUGUUUAUGCAUUAUGUGUACCUUUCCCACAAGUCCAGCACAUACAUAUUUUGUGGUGGUUAUCUUUUUACUAAAUGAAAUCACCAAAAUUAACAAAAAGCACCACUAUUUGAAUUAUGCCUCUCAUAUAAUGCAAUUGUUUAGUAAUUUAUAUCUGAAUAUGACAUAUCCAUUUCUUACUGUUUGCUUAUAAUAUGCUCAUUUUCCCACAAUCAUCUAUUCCUAUUUCUGCCUCUAAUUUUUGUUCAUUAUGAAAAUAAAUGGCAAACUACACCGGUUAACUCGAGGAGUCUGUCUUUUUCUAUGUACAGAAUGUACAGAUAAAAACAUAUUAAAGCCACUAUGUGUAAGAGUUAAACAUUUUAGAUUUUGCGACCCCCAGUGGUAUCAUCAAAAAACACACUGUGGCAGACAGCAAUGCAUGCCUUUACUUUCUCUGUAAUUCUGAUUUUCUAUGCUAAAGUUCUGUCACUGUACAUCUUGAUUUCACCCUUGUUUCUUGAAGGUGAACUGUAUUGACUGACGUCUAAAUAUGGCGCAACUAAUAAAGACUAAUUUAGUUGGAA